CUUUUUGUUCCUUGCUGCAGCCAAGCAAAGAAACGAACUUUCUGCAGAAGCUUCCAUCGCAAUACACAGCUUCUUCUUCUUCUUCUCCCCCUAUAAAAACCACCACACCAUUCCCUCUCGCCAUCCAUCCCCAUCCUCCCCAAGAACCUCUUCCUCCCCUGAGCCCAGCCACGGCGGGGGACAAGGCAAACCAUCUGAGGGACAGAGACGCGUCCUCUUCCUCCUCUUGCUCAGGCCGAGCUCGCCCUUUCCCAUGGCUGCCAGGUGGGCCCCGCCGGCCGGCCUCUUCUUGCUCCUGCUGCUGGCGGCGCUCGUGCCGGCGCGCGCGGACAAGCCGGCCAGGCCCGGCCGCGGGGAGCCGGAGCCGUCCUCCGCCGUCUUCCAGCUCUACGGCAACGUGUACCCCCACGGGCUGUACUACGUGGCCAUGAGCAUUGGCAACCCGCCCAAGCCCUACUUCCUCGACGUCGACACCGGCAGCGACCUCACCUGGCUGCAGUGUGACGCACCCUGCGUCAGCUGCUCCAAGGUGCCACAUCCUCUCUACCGACCAACAAAGAACAAGCUGGUACCAUGUGUGGAUCAGAUGUGUGCCUCUCUGCACGGUGGCCUGAGUAAGAACCACAAGUGCGACUCACCGAAGCAGCAGUGCGACUAUGAAAUUAGGUAUGCCGACCAAGCCUCAUCCCUUGGUGUGCUCAUCAACGACAGUUUUGCAGUCCGCCUUGCGAAUGCCUCCGUUGUCCGCCCCAGUCUUGCAUUCGGUUGUGGGUAUGACCAGGAGGUUGGGAGCAGCACUGAGGUGGCGCCCACUGAUGGUGUGCUUGGGCUUGGGAGUGGAUCAAUUAGUCUGCUUUCACAGCUCAAGCAGCAUGGAAUUACCAAGAACGUGGUUGGUCACUGCCUCAGCAUGAGAGGAGGGGGAUUCCUCUUCUUUGGGGAUAAUCUUGUGCCUUAUUCACGUGCAACAUGGGUACCAAUGGUUAGGAGUGCAUUCAAGAAUUAUUACUCACCUGGCUCAGCAAGCCUGUAUUUUGGUGGCCAAACACUUGGUGUGGGACCAAUGGAAGUAGUGCUGGACAGUGGAAGCUCAUUCACCUAUUUUUCUGCUCAACCAUAUCAAGCGCUUGUCACUGCACUUAAGGGUGAUCUAAGCAAGACGCUGAAAGAGGUAUCUGACCCCUCUCUGCCUCUGUGCUGGAAAGGAAAGAAACCAUUCAAAUCCGUGCUUGAUGUCAAAAAGGAGUUCAGAUCAUUGGUUUUGAGCUUUUCUAACGGCAAGAAAGCACUCAUGGAGAUCCCUCCUGAAAACUACCUCAUUGUCACUAAAUACGGAAAUGCGUGUUUGGGUAUACUGAACGGAUCAGAGAUUGGACUCAAGGAUCUGAACAUUGUUGGAGACAUUACAAUGCAGGAUCAGAUGAUCAUAUAUGACAAUGAGAGGGGGCAAAUUGGAUGGAUCCGUGCACCCUGUGAUAGAAUCCCCAACGAAAAUACCAUUCAUGGAUUUGAGGAAGGUUAUUGUAGGCCCCAACUCCCCAGCAUCUUUGGUAUUCAGAACGAAGAGUGUGCAGAUUACUACCGUUCAAACAAAGAGUGAUUGACAAGGGGAGGCCAAGGGUUGAUGGAAGGUCAAAAGGAAUCAUCCCAGGGAGGCUGUAUACAAAGUUAUGAACCAUGUAUUCUUUAGAAAAGAGAAAAAAUCUAGUAGGCUGUAAUCAUGGCCAUGUCCAUAUCAAAUAUAAUAAUUAUUCUCUUCGUAUGAAGCACGGAUGUACUUGUAUGUUUUAUGGAGCAUAUGGAAGAUGAGAAAUGGCUUGCACUCUUGCACAUUAACCUGGACUGCAUUGCAGGUAUUCUGGGGGCGACUCGAUGAAGCAGUGGCUACUUUGGCGCUCUUCAACAAGUAACUGAAGACCUAUGUUGCUGCUACCCUGCUAUUCAUAUUCAUUCCCUGAUGGUAGAAGAUGGAGAACAAGGGAAGAUUGUGCUCGGUGUCAUGGUUAGAUCUGGUGAUAGGCAUGCUCUUGUAAUGAUGUUUGUAACAUUUUGACCUGGUUAUGCUGAUGAUCUUAGUCCCAGGUAUAUAUCCUGCCUAUGAAUCUGACAAAACACGGCUGUUAUAUAAGUACAAUCUAUUGAAUUGUUCUUUGUGGUA
Lolium rigidum is the source of this 2158-nucleotide messenger RNA. RefSeq names its product aspartic proteinase Asp1-like. The coding region runs from base 254 to 1600 and encodes 448 amino acids. The transcript has 9 exons. Gene Ontology annotation, biological process: proteolysis. Lineage: Eukaryota; Viridiplantae; Streptophyta; Magnoliopsida; Poales; Poaceae. The record is from RefSeq and is a predicted model, not a curated record. Gene Ontology annotation, molecular function: aspartic-type endopeptidase activity.